AUGCGUAUCGAUCAUAGUAUUGUUGGUGGUGUAUUUAAUGAAGGAUUUGAAUCAGUGUUUGAGACUUUUUACUGGUAUGAAUUGGCAUGUCAUGUGCCUUGGAUGAAAUCUACUCCAAAAUUGAGUAAAACGCAUGCUUUAGCUGUUGGAUGUGGGGUUGGUAUCGUUGUCGAUGCACUCAUAAAUCGCUGCAAAUUUGAUGAAGUUACUGUUAUAGACAAUAAUGCUGAUGUACUUAAUUUUGCCUCGAAAUACUUUGGUUUAAGCAAAAAUGCUUCGCUUAUUACUGCAGAUGAUCUAACGUUUAUUAUAGCACAAGACAGUAAUACAUUUGAAUUAAUUGUACAUGAUGUAUUUAGUGGUUCAUUUAUGCGUAAGAUUUAUAUUCAAGAGUUAAUAUCUAACUGUUUUAGAAUACUGUCUAAUAAUGGUACUUUAGUACUUAAUCUGGUUUCUACAGUUGAAAUGGAAGUUUUACACAAUAUUAUCCAAGAACUUCAAAGCGUUUUCAAACAAUUAAAAUGUUUUUGCGAAGGUGGUAUUAAUUCAGUUAACACUGGCGCACUUGUCAACUUUAUCUUCUUUGCUAGUAAAAGCGAGGAGCCACUACAAUUUAAUAUUUAUAAUAAUAAUGGUCAAAACAACUAUAAUCCAGCUGUUGAAAUUGCAUUUAGAAAUUUUAUAUCAAGUGAAAUUCAACUUACUAAGCUUAAAAACUAUGAAAGAACCAAUCAGCGUAAAACUGAAUGGUCAAUAGAAAAAGCUCACUUUAAAUCUAUGCGUCAAAUGUUACCUGCGAAUUUUUGGCUGCUAUACUAA
Molecule: messenger RNA, 819 nt
Organism: Adineta steineri
Lineage: Eukaryota; Metazoa; Rotifera; Eurotatoria; Adinetida; Adinetidae
Source: the annotation of a GenBank genome assembly